This is a messenger RNA of Aureococcus anophagefferens, 1263 nucleotides long. RefSeq lists its product as hypothetical. The transcript has a single exon. The record is from RefSeq and is a predicted model, not a curated record. Bases 1 to 1263 code for a protein of 420 amino acids. Lineage: Eukaryota; Pelagophyceae; Pelagomonadales; Pelagomonadaceae.
AUGGCCGCCGCCGAGGAGGCGACGGAGCACGCCUGGCGCGACCCCGAGCGCGUGCGGAGCUUCUUCGAGCUGCGGGAGCAGCGGCGCGAGGUGAGCGCGGACUACGUCCAGAGCGGCGCGUUCGAGCUGACGACGCGCGACGACAACGACCACACGUUCCACGGCAUCGUCUUCAACGUCGAGCUCACGGGGAGCGUGCCCGUGGAGUGGCUCGACGUCUGCGGCGUGAGCGUCCGCGGCGCGCUCGGCGAGGUCAAGGUGCUGUCCGCGGCGGGCGGCUUCGAGCCGAAUCUGACGCUCGACGACCGGCCGGAGAUGCGGCGCUACUUCUCGCCGCUGAAGCCGCCGAACGAGUGGAAGCUGCGCUUCGCGGGCGACGUGCCCGCCGCGCCGCGCGAGCCGCGCGAGCUGCCGUUCGCGCAGCCCGCGCGGCUCGCGCCGCGGGACGCGGGCGACGCCGACGGCGCCGCGCGGCACCGUUUGGGCGUCUACGUCCACGCGGAGAGCUCCGACGGCGUCGUCUACAACAACCAGCGCCACCGCGGCGUCACGCUCGAGGACGCGCACGUGCGGAUCCUGUCCGGCGUGGCCCACACGGGCGGCGCGCCCUUCGCGCGCGUGGGCUACUGGGGCGACGUCGCCUGGCGGCCGCGGCGCGAGUUCGUCGGGGCCGUCAAGUACGAGGUGCGGCUGCUGCUGUGGACGCCGGACGCGCACGGCCGCUUCGGCGCGGGCUUCCGACGCCUCGUGAAGACGUUCUUGUUGUGCCGCGCGUCGCACGUGCUCCGCGAUUCGGGCGCGUGCGGCCUCGGCCACCUGCCGCUCGAGGCGCUCUACUACUGCCUCGCCUUCGCGCGCCACGACUGGGCGCCCGACGACGACGCGCCGGCGGCGGACGACGCGGCGAGCGACGGCGACGAGGCCUGGGAGGUGCGGCGCGACGCCUACGGGAGCCGCGUGCUCGUGCCCCGGAGCCAGUGCACGAACGACGACACGGACGACGACGACGACGACGACAUGGACGACGACAUGGACGACGACGACGACGACGACGACUACUACGACGACGACGACCAGGACUUCGUCGACGACGACGACGACGACGACGACGACGACGAGCUCCCCGCGCCGCCGGAGGAGGACCACGUCGCGGAGCACGCGUGGGCGGAGACCGUCGCCGCGGCGCUCGAGGACCUCGACGAGCCCGACGACGGGUCGGAGGAGGAGGCGGCGGCGGUGCCGCCGCCGCCGCCGGACGCGUGA